Molecule: messenger RNA, 2588 nt
Organism: Scheffersomyces amazonensis
Lineage: Eukaryota; Fungi; Ascomycota; Pichiomycetes; Serinales; Debaryomycetaceae
Gene: DNM1
Product: dynamin-related GTPase
Exons: 2
Coding region: 1-2469 (822 amino acids)
Biological process (GO): mitochondrial fission; peroxisome fission
Cellular component (GO): peroxisome; cytoplasm; membrane
Molecular function (GO): GTP binding; GTPase activity; microtubule binding
Source: RefSeq, a predicted model, not a curated record
AUGUCAUUUCAUGAAUUAAUCCCCGUUGUUAAUAAAUUACAAGAUAUUGUAACUACAACUCAACUUGCUGAAUUAGAUUUACCAAUUUUAGCUGUUGUAGGAUCUCAAUCUUGUGGGAAAUCAUCAGUUUUAGAAAAUAUUGUUGGUAAAGAUUUUCUUCCAAGAGGUACAGGGAUUGUUACAAGAAGACCAUUAGUACUUCAAUUAAUUCAUGUUAAACCUGAUGAUCCACUUAUUUAUACAAUUCCAAGAGUUGUAUCUAAUUAUCCAAGUGAUUUUUCUUCACCAUCAUCAUCAAAUGAUGAAGAUGGAGAAAUUAAUUUAGAAGAACAUUUAAGAAAACAUGUUCAUGCAGCAAAUGGAGGUAAAGUUAAUCCACCAAAUGAAUGGGGAGAAUUUCUUCAUAUUUCUGGUAAAAGAUUUUAUAAUUUUAAUGAUAUUAGAAAAGAAAUUGAAACUGAAACUUUAAGAAUUGCCGGAACAAAUAAAGGUAUUUCAAGAUUACCAAUUAAUUUAAAAAUUUAUUCACCAAAUGUAUUAGAUUUAACAUUAGUUGAUUUACCAGGUUUAACAAAAAUUCCAAUUGGUGAUCAACCAACUGAUAUUGAAAGACAAACAAGAAAUUUAAUAUUAGAAUAUAUUUCUAAACCAAAUUGUAUUAUAUUAGCUGUAUCACCUGCAAAUGUUGAUUUAGUUAAUUCUGAAUCUUUAAAAUUAGCUAGACAAGUUGAUCCAACUGGUAAAAGAACUGUUGGAAUUUUAACUAAAUUAGAUUUAAUGGAUCAAGGUACAAAUGCUUUAGAUAUCUUAAAGGGGAAUGUAUAUCCUUUAAAAUUAGGAUUUAUUGGAAUUGUUAAUAGAUCUCAACAAGAUAUAUCUGAAAAUAAAUCAUUAACUGAUAGUCUUUAUGAUGAACAAGAAUUUUUUUCAAAUCAUCAAGCUUAUAAAUCAAUGUCAAAUAGAUGUGGAACUAAAUUUUUAUCUCAAACUUUAAAUAAAAUUUUAAUGAAUCAUAUAAGAGAAAGAUUACCUGAUAUUAAAGCAAAAUUAAAUACUUUAAUGGGACAAACUGAACAAGAAUUAUUAAGUUAUGGAGAAAUACCUUCAAAUUUAACAAAUUCAAAAGAAUCAAGAGGUGCUCUUGUAUUAACUUUAAUGACAAAAUUUGCUAGUGCAUUUAUGACAUCAAUUGAAGGUACAUCAGUUAAUGAAAUUUCAACAAAAGAAUUAUGUGGUGGAGCCAGAAUUUAUUAUAUAUUUAAUGAAGUAUUUGGUAGUCAAUUAGCUUCAAUUAAUCCAACUCAUAAUUUAUCAAUUUAUGAUAUUAGAACUGCUAUAAGAAAUUCAACUGGUCCAAGACCGGCAUUAUUUGUACCUGAAUUAGCUUUUGAUUUAUUAGUUAAACCUCAAAUUCAAUUACUUGAAGAUCCAUCUCGUAGAUGUGUUGAAUUAGUUUAUGAAGAAUUAAUGAAAAUUGUUCAUAAUGUUUGUUCAUCAAAUAUUGGAUUAGAAUUAAAUAGAUAUCCAAAAUUACAAGCAAAAUUAAUUGAAGUUGUAAGUGAUUUAUUAAGAGAAAGAUUAGGUCCAACUAUUAAAUAUGUUGAAUCAUUAAUUGAAAUUCAUCGAGCUUAUAUUAAUACUAAUCAUCCAAAUUUUGUGGGAGCUGCUAGAGCUAUGCUGCUUAUUGUUGAACAAAGACAAAAGCAAAAGGAAUUAGAAUCAAGAAAUCGAUUAAAAUUAGCCGGAGAAAGAAUUUUAAAUUCAAAACUUCGUAAUGGAGAUGAUGAAGAAGCUGAUGAUGAAAUUGAAGAAGAUAUUAAUUCUGUUGAUGAUGAAAUUAAACAACCUCAACCAGUUAAAAAUGGUAAUGGAUCUCAUAAAAGAUCUGAUUCUAAUAGAACCAAUUUAUCAUUUAGAUCAGAAUCAACUCCAUCAAAUGGUCAUGUAUAUCCUGAAUCAUUUUUUAAUUACUUUUUUGGUAAAGAUCCUGUCAUUCAUCAACAACAUUUACAACAUCAAGCUCAAUUAAAUCCGGUACCAUUUAAAUUCCCCUUACCACAAGAAUCUACUUUACAAUUCCAUACUACUACUGGUAAUAAUAAUCAUCAUCUUAAUAUUGAUAGUAAUCAUAUUAAUAAUGAUUCAACAUCAUUUGAAAGUGAUGAUGCAAUUAAUGAAUUAAGUGAACGAGAACAAUUAGAAUGUGAAUUAAUUAGAAGAUUAAUUGUAUCAUAUUUUGGAAUUGUUCGAGAAAUGAUUCAAGAUCAAAUUCCUAAAUCUAUUAUGUGUCUACUUGUUAAUUAUAUUAAACAACAUAUUCAAAAUCGAUUAGUUGUUAAAUUAUAUAAUGAAUCAUUAUUUAAUGAAUUAUUACAAGAAGAUGAAAAUAUUCAAGCUGAACGUGAAAAAUGUAUUGAAUUAUUAAAUACAUAUAGAGAAGCUUCAAGAAUUAUUAGUGAAGUUGUUUAAUAUUAAUUUCAAAUCCUCUGUAAAUAACGUGUUUAAUGUUUUUAUUCCAUAUAAUUAUACUAUACCUAUAUAAUUACCUAUUACCUAUUACAUAUUACCUAUAACUAUAAAUAUAUUAU